AUGGCAUCGGCCACCCUUCUCCUCCUCCUUUCCUUCCCUUUCCUUGCCAUCUCUGGUCACUCAUCCUCCCUCCAAAACUACAUCGUCCAUGUACGCCGCCCGAACAACCUUUUCAAGUCCGACAACACCAGACUCCAAAGAUACUACCUUUCCUUCCUCCCCGCAAGUCCCACCAUUUCCUCUUCUUCCCGCUUGCUCUACUCUUACCGCGAAGCCAUCACCGGCUUCGCCGCCCAGCUCACCGCAGAGGAAGCCAUUUCCAUGUCAUCCAAACCCGGCUUCCUCCGCGCCUAUCCAACUCCAACCUACAAACUGACGACCACCCACACCCCCACCUUCCUUGGACUCCGCUCAAACACCGGCCUUUGGCACCAUUCCAACCAAGGCGAAGGCAUCAUCAUCGGAAUGCUCGACACUGGAAUCGCUUCCAACCACCCUUCUUUCGCCGACGUCGGGAUUCCCUCAGCUCCUCCCCACUGGAAAUCACCAUGCCAGCUUCCACCCUCCGCACCGUGCAACAAUAAACUCAUCGGCGCGCGCAGCUUCGUCGGAAAGAAUGCCUCUGACUUCCACGGCCACGGCUCUCACACCGCAAGCACUGCCGGCGGCAACUUCGUAGGCAACGCUAAUGUGGUUGGUCAAGCCAACGGCACGGCUUCCGGCAUCGCUCCGCGCUCGCACGUUGCAAUUUACAAAGUCUGCGAUCUAGAAGGCUGUAGCGGAGCUGAUAUAACCGCGGGGUUCGAUUUUGCGAUACAAGAUGGCAUUGACGUGGCUUCCCUUUCCCUGGGAGGCGGCUCAGCUUCUUUCGCUACUGACCCUAUCGCCAUUGCGGGUUUCCGCGCUUUUCAGAAAGGAAUUACGGUUGUCUGCGCCGCAGGUAACGAUGGGCCGUAUUCGGGAUCUCUCUCCAACGAAGCUCCGUGGCUUAUCACCGUCGGAGCUUCAACGUUGAACCGGAUUCUCAAGGCCGUUGUGCGUCUCGGGAACGGGGAAGUGUUUGUGGGGGAAGCUCUGUUUCAGCCAAGAAAAUUCUCAUCUCGGCAACAAUUUCAGCUAAUUGCGCCCAAUUCAUGCGAUAAACACCCUGCCGCAAGCCUGAAAGGGAAGAUAGUUCUCUGUGAAUCAGUCGCCAAUAUCCCCGCGAUUAAGGCUGCAGGGGGAGUGGCGGUCAUACUCAAGAAUAAUAAAAUUGUGGGCGCAACGAUCGUGCUUGAUCUCCAAUCAAUGCCUUCUUCUUCAGUCACCUUCGAAGACGGAGCUAAAAUCUCCGCAUACGCCGGCUCGGCUAUCAAUCCGACCGCCUCCAUAGAGUUCUGCGGAACAGUGAUAAGUAAUAAUUCAUCUCCUUCGGCGCCAAUGGUGGCUUAUUUCUCAUCAAGAGGUCCCAGCUUGUCAAGCGCCGGGAUUCUUAAGCCGGAUAUCAUAGCCCCUGGCGUCAACGUGCUAGCCGCUUGGCCCAGGCCUAUUAGCAAAGAUAGUAACCACAACGGCGAGAGCCGGCGAGAGGCUGAAUUCAACAUCAUCUCAGGGACGUCUAUGGCGACGCCGCAUAUCUCAGGAGUGGUGGCUUUAUUAAAAAAGGCUCACCCAAACUGGUCUCCCGCAGCGAUCAAAUCCUCCAUAAUGACAACGGCUGACAUGGUGGACGAUAGGGGCAAGCCAAUCAUGGACGAGAAGCUGAAGCCUGCGGACUACUUCGCGUUGGGUGCUGGGCACGUUAACCCGCAGAAAGCGAUAGACCCGGGGCUGGUCUACAACAUCUCCGGCGAUGAUUACAUUCGAUAUAUCUGCGGCGUGGGAUAUUCGGACGACGAUGCAACAAUAAUUGCCGGACGGGAAGUGAGCUGCGCUCGAGUGGGGCAAAUAGCGGAGGCCGAGCUGAACUAUCCUUCCAUUUUGGUGGCGAUGAAUGGAACGAAGAUGACGGUGAAUAGGAAGGUGACGAAUGUAGGGGAGGCUGGGUCGAGAUAUAAGGUGGAAGUUGAGAGUCCAAAAGGUGUUAAGGUGAAGGUGAAGCCGCAGAAGUUGAAGUUCAGAGAGGUGGAGGAAGAGAAAAGCUUUUCUGUGACUUUCAAGAGAAUUGAUGGUGCAACGGAAUUGCGGAGAUGGGCGCAGGGAAGUUUGAGAUGGGUGUCAGCGAAACGCGUGGUGAGGAGUCCAAUUGUGGUGACGUUGAAGGUUUAG
Dendrobium catenatum is the source of this 2187-nucleotide messenger RNA. RefSeq names its product subtilisin-like protease SBT1.2. The record is from RefSeq and is a predicted model, not a curated record. Bases 1 to 2187 code for a protein of 728 amino acids. NCBI's taxonomy places the organism in Eukaryota, Viridiplantae, Streptophyta, Magnoliopsida, Asparagales, Orchidaceae. The transcript has a single exon. Gene Ontology annotation, biological process: proteolysis. Gene Ontology annotation, molecular function: serine-type endopeptidase activity.